Molecule: messenger RNA, 2208 nt
Organism: Trypanosoma conorhini
Lineage: Eukaryota; Euglenozoa; Kinetoplastea; Trypanosomatida; Trypanosomatidae
Exons: 1
Coding region: 1-2208 (735 amino acids)
Source: RefSeq, a predicted model, not a curated record
AUGCCGUGGAUUAGGCUGGAGGCGGCGAACGGUCUGAGGGUCAUGGCGCCGUCGUUUAGCCCCCCGCCUCGCAUGGAGGGAAUCGACAAGUUGUUUGACUACCCUGUCCACGCACGCUCCUUUCACUGCUUCCGCAGCUGCACCGCGCCGGCGGCAAAGGGCGCCGACGGUGACGGCGGUCCUCGCCUCGAGGAGGAGGUGCUUGUGCUGCUGCAGCGCCAGCAGGUGGGCGGGAAGCUGGGCGAGGUGACCAUCGCCGUGGGUGGCUCGGCCGCCUCGCGUGAGGCGUUGACGGUUGUACUCGAUUCUGCCCUGGAGGCCGUUCGGCGCACAAACUACAGUGGCACACGCCUUAUUUUUGACGCGCUCUGCACAUCCGCGCAUUCUGCCCUCACCGCGGACGAUGAGGUGGUGGAGUACGAUGGCCUGCCAGCGGCGCACGAGUCGCUCUGGGAAGAGCGACGCGUGAGUGAUUGGCGUGGCUCAGACGAGGCGCCUUCCCAGAGGACGCGGCGUGCGGCGUCGCACCCCUCGCUAUUUGCCCGGCGCAGGGCGCUGCUUUUCUUUGUGGCGCAGGACGCUGUUCCUGUCAGUCUCCUCUACUGUCGGGUGUCGGGCGUGAAGUCGCACGGGUGCGUCGCCAGCGUCGCCGGCACCCCCCAGCACAUUCGCAGGGACCUUCAAUCGCUUGAAACCGCCGCCGCGCGUGCUUGCAAGUGUCUUGUGGACGUCAUUGACCGCACACUUGUGGCGGCCUUUGCGGUGAAGGAGAGUGCCGCGCAGCAUCACUCGCUCUGGCGAGGGAAGUUUGAUCAACUCCCAUUUGUUGCAGUGUUUUCAAUGGGCGGCCUCCUCUGCGCCUCGCCGUUGUUUUUUCAACUAACGGACCAUUGCGAUAGACUCUUGAUGGCCGCGGUGGCGGUUGACCAGCUGUGUCGUUGGCCCACCGAGGCGCGCCCAUCCGCCCCGGCUCCGCUGAUGCACGUAUGUGAGCUUUUGCUGAAGUGCGGGAAGGACGAGGUGGUGCUGCACCUCCUCUUCCUCGGCGUCGGCAACGCCGUGUGCUGCGUCUUUGCCUUCCGCACGGCGGGCGAGGGAAUAUUGUGGGAUACCGCGCGGCUUCUGCAGUUUGUCAACGAGCACCUCAGGACGCCGCGGGCCGCACUCACGCUGGCCGCGGGGGCAGUCGGUGGCGGCGCGGAGGGCACGUGGAAGGAGGUGACGCGAGAGUUUGGCCCGCACCUGCUACUCUGCACGGCCUCGAUUUACCCCACGCCGUGGUUUCACCGUCUACUGUACGAAAUGAACCGACUGGAGGAGGAGACGCCCAAAACGGCCCUUCUGGGGAAAAAUGGCACGCCCGGCAGCGCGGGUUUGCCACCGAGGCUGCAGGGCUCCUGCAGCUGCUUUCCGCUCUUUGGACGACAUGAGACGAAGGCGGCGGCCUCCACGCCGUUCGUGUGGCACACAGACACCGUUGACCUCCCUCUAGAUGUGGCGUGGUGUGUUGCCUCCAGCCACGUCGUCAAGGCAGAGGCAAGCGCCUGCAGUAAGGGCCGUGACUUGGGACAUUACGCCCUCUUUUCGAUUAUCUCCAGCGGCACUGAUAAUACGCGGGAGACGGGACGCUACGGCGUCGGCUGGUUUCACCAUUGCUGGCGCGGCACAUUAAACCUCGGGAGCUGCUGCACUGAUGACAACGACAGCAGCACCCACAGCCACUGCGCCCAUGAGGCGGAUCCAACGAAGUUUUUGCAGGGCUUUUCGUCUAUUGGGGCGGGGCCGCGUGCGCCGGUUUUGUUUGAAGUGCGAGAGGGAGGGGGUGGGUUGUUUCACCGAAGUCCUCGGCUGGAGGCUCGCGCCGGAGACGACGCACCCGUGUUCGCGUCCCAUAUGCUGACCUUCCCGUACUCGUUGCUGUUUGAGGAGGAUGGGGCUGAGGAAGCCCCACCGCCGGACGACGCCCAGGCGACGCCGCAGAUGACGGCACUCUACACUAUGGCGACCCACAAGGUAAAGGGCUUUGCGUGCGAGGCGGUGCUGCAGGAGAUGCUGCUGAUGGAAGGGGAUUUGACCGGAUGCGAGGAGGAUUUGGUGGCGACGCUGCUGCGGCAGCGGCGAGCAAAGCCGAGCAACGAAGCUUUUCUCUCAUGCCACGAGGCAGCACGCUGCGUCCUUGAGGACGUUUGGCGUGGCUCAACUGCAUAG